Molecule: messenger RNA, 1942 nt
Organism: Cydia splendana
Lineage: Eukaryota; Metazoa; Arthropoda; Insecta; Lepidoptera; Tortricidae
Exons: 8
Coding region: 12-899 (295 amino acids)
Source: RefSeq, a predicted model, not a curated record
UCAAGCUCUCCAUGAUGGUGCUACCAACGGUCCCCGCGUACCACAACUGGUCCGUGGAGAAGAUCAGCAUGCGACUAGAGCACGCCUUUGUACCCUGCCUCAAGGUCAUCAAAGUAAGUAUACUAUUAACUAUAGAACUCCAUUUUACCUACUCUAGUUUAGAAGCAGCGAUGUGGCGUGAGAUCGGCAUCAAACUCUCCCUGAUGGUGCUACCAACGGUCCCCGCGUACCACAACUGGUCCGUGGAGAAGAUCAGCAUGCGACUAGAGCACGCCUUCGUACCCUGCCUCAAGGUCAUCAAAGUGUUCGUGGUGAACGAGCUGAUGGAGGAUAUAGUGCUGCUGGAUGGCAUUUGCCAGGACGCGGCCACCAGGGAAGUGUUCCAACCGCCUUGCUACAUACCAAGGACAGUCCAUCGCCUAAUAUUCCCGAAGUCUUCCCAGCUGGUGGUGAGCAGCGCAUGUCCAGAAACCAAGCUGCUGCUGGUGCCAGCCAAGGACACAGACGAGCUGGAGAUCAUGGAAGACGAACUCGACGAUAUGCAGUGCGAGCUGAUAUCAAACGCAUCAUCCCGCUGCCUGUACCACAAGUCUGUCAGGAAGCUGUCGAACAACGACAGUCGGCAGAAGAUCGGUGCGAGGCGGAAGCGCAAGCGUGGCGGCGGCGUGCGACGCGUCAACAUCAGAGAGUCUGUGUGGAGCCGCCCGUAUGCGUCUACGCACAAUACAAGUGAAAAGGAACUUAAAGAAAUCAGUUCUAAAUACUUCAAGCCCGGCAUGGACAGUGUUCAGCCUGAUAAACGCGAGCUGUCCCGAGUCAAAAUGUACGAUCCGGUGGAAAAAGCUCGUGAACGGGAAGACAGCGAAGUGGAGCUAGAAGUGAAGAGCACAGAUAUUUAACACAAUCGGACGUAAAAAGUCGGUAAAGGAUGUAAGCUUUCGUCGGAUCGGCGAUGCGACUUGAAGCCAAGAUCGCAGAAGAAUUUCUUAUUUAUAGGCAUACCUUCUACCCCUUACUUAUAAAACUUACAAAGCGUUUGUUAAAUUUUGUCUCUUUCUAACAAACACAAGUGUCAAAAUGAUAGAUACGGACAAACGAUUAUGAACGGUUAGUGUUGACAAACGUUCACAUUUGACUCAGAUGGAUAGUGAGAAGUUACCUAUUAUGGUUAACUACAAAGUGGUUGAAGGUUUAGUUCAGCUAUGCGCGUCUGUUUUUUAUGCCCAGUAAGUAAAAUUCCAUGUUUGAACUAGAAUUAGUCUGAAGUACGUUACUUUCUACUAGAAAACCGUCGCGCAAUGAUGUGAUAGGGCUGACUUUGAUAGGACUAUUACCCCACAAACGCACUCCCUAGCAGGCAAGACAAGGUGACGUGAGCGUAAUACUAUCUAGCGCUCGCUUUUUCGUGUCAUCCCUCUAUCUGCUCAGUGUUGUGUGAGCGUAUAAUUUGACAGAUGUCAACUGUCCAAUAACAAGCACACAGCCAUUAGGGAGUCAUAGAACGAUACACAGUGCAGGUAAAGUUGUAUGAUUUUUUUCUUAUGUAAGUGUAUAAAAAAUGUCAGAAGUAGAUACCUGGAUUUCUGGCCAUGUAUUUUUCAUCCUGUAUUAAAUAUUGGUGGUUUAUCCUGUUUUUACGCCAGACCAAUUUUGUGAAUCUUGUAUUAGAAAUAAUUAUAAGUUAGAUCACUUGAAGAGUCACUUUGUGCGAAAGUCUAUUCCAAUUUAAACUUUAAAAUCAGAAUGCUAAAGUUGAAAUUCUAUUAACACAGCGCAUAUACGUGGUCAAAAAUCGUAACAAACGAGCUGUUCUUUAUUUAAAUACUUUUUAUAGGAGAAUUUUCUAUAUGUACAUAUUGUGACUGUUUAUUGAUCUCAAAUCUUAAUGAUAUUAAAUUAUUAAAAAAAUAAAACAUGUUUUAUUCAGAUAGGUACUAAGGGA